GUCUCAGCAAGGCAAUUCCAGAGGACACAGUCUUGCUGGUAUUGGAUUUCGCUGAGAACUAUUCGUGUUUUCACCAGGAUGAAAUUCAAUCAGCUCACUGGGCCACUAAUCAAGUAACAGUCCAUCCCCUAGUUGCCUACUAUAAUUGUCCUGACCACAACGGAGACUAUCAUGUGGUUCAGGAAGCAGUAGUUGUCAUUAGUAGCAAUAUCAAGCAUGAUGCACGUGCCAUUCAACAUUUCGUCAUGCUGACGCUAAAACACCUUCGUGAGAAAAGGGGAGUCAUUAUUUCAAAAGUUGUGGAGUUCACAGACGGCUGCGCCGGGCAAUACAAGAGUAAAAUACCAUUUGCCGACAUUUCCUUCUCAUUAAAAGAUCUACAGGUUGAACGAGAGAGACACUUCUUUGGUUCCCAGCAUGGGAAAGGUCCCAGUGACGGUGUGUCGGGAGUGGUCAAGUCUGCAGUGCGUAGAGCGGCGAUUGCUAGGCGAGUAGUUGUUAAUAAUGCAGCUGCCCUGUUUUCAUUCUGUCAUGAGAACAUGACCAAGAAUGACUGUGCAAAGCAGAGGCGUGUCUUCUUAUAUGUUGCACAGGGCGAGAUCAAUAGAGACAGGCCAAACAGCAGGGCAGUGAAGACGGCUGUUGUUGGUACCAGGUCACUACAGGCAGUUAAGGGUGUCUAGCCAGGUGCUAUAGGUGUCAGACUGUUGAGCUGUUUCUGUGAUGGUUGCAGCCUAAAAAUUUCUUUUUUUACGAGAGCUUUUUUUUAUUUUGUAUGAAAAAAAGAGCUC
This is a messenger RNA of Priapulus caudatus, 791 nucleotides long. RefSeq lists its product as uncharacterized. The record is from RefSeq and is a predicted model, not a curated record. The coding region runs from base 246 to 683 and encodes 145 amino acids. The transcript has a single exon. Lineage: Eukaryota; Metazoa; Priapulida; Priapulimorpha; Priapulimorphida; Priapulidae.